Molecule: messenger RNA, 4899 nt
Organism: Puccinia graminis f. sp. tritici CRL 75-36-700-3
Lineage: Eukaryota; Fungi; Basidiomycota; Pucciniomycetes; Pucciniales; Pucciniaceae
Exons: 4
Coding region: 185-4267 (1360 amino acids)
Biological process (GO): positive regulation of DNA-templated transcription; DNA-templated transcription
Cellular component (GO): Set1C/COMPASS complex
Source: RefSeq, a predicted model, not a curated record
ACACAUCACCCCAACUUCAACCAACACCACCACCCAACCCAACACCAAAAAAAUAAAAAAACAAAAUAAAAACAGAAAACAACCAACAGCCUAACAGAAAACAACCAGGUCUCCGAUCGAUCGAGACACAGGACAAGCUUGAACAACUUGGAGGGGAAAACGAAGCAUUGGAAACACAUUCAUCAUGACACGCAGCAGUCGGAUACGCAAACCAUCCCAGAAGGCCAGGGAGAUAGCAGAAGCCGCCCUCCUCCUCUCAUCAUCCAAAACCACACCCUCCUCAUCCGGCGAUCAGUCCAAGAACUCAUCAAACAAAUCAGCCCGUCGAUCGUCCAACCAAACAACCGCCGCCACUGGCAGGAACCAGUCCUCAUCAUCAUCCGUCAGAGCUAAGGUCAAGAUCGGACGGAAGAAGGGACGGGCAACGAUCAACUCGAACGGCGACGUUGACGUCGAGGAAGAGGCUGCUAAACUCGGUAAUCAGAGGAGAAGGACUAACUCAAAACAACAACCUCAACAACCACAAGAAGAAGAAGAUGAUGAUGAUGAUGAUGACCAUGCUACUCAGCCUUCAAACUCAAACGAUACCGAAACCGAAGAGGAUCCGGAUGUUUUGUAUUGCAUCUGUCUUGGCCACGACGAUCAUACACCAAUGAUUCAAUGCGAAGGCUGUGAAAACUGGUUCCAUUUCUCUUGUAUCAACUUGGAUCCCACUGAGGCUCAAAAGAUCGAAGCGUUUUAUUGCCAGCUUUGUAACGCAAGUGGAAAUGGAAUCACUCGGAAGAUCGACGAAGAAAACCCGACAACACAGCCUGAGCAAACUCCCAGUGUCGCUCUGAUACCAAAUUCGUCGAAUCGGACUUCGGAGAACCUUCCUGAAACUAUCCCCAAAUCUGAGGACGGCACUCCGGGGGACUCGACUGCCGAAACGGUCCCUCGUCUUCCGAGUCCCCAACCGGUCGAUCUUAAGCAUGAAGCAGCUCCGCCUGUGCCUACUUCCCGGGAAGCUGUGAAGCACGAAACAGCUCCGUCCGUGCCUACUUCCCAUGAAGUCGAGAAGAAGGUCCUUUGCGAUUCCAGCAAGGACAACCAACCCGACGGUCCAAGUCGAUCAUCGGUUGAGAGCAUUACCGUCCAGCCACCACAAUCUACCAAAGCAACUCGCCGGAAACAGAGACUGGCCGAAGGUUUGAGUAGCGAAGGAGAGACUUCUGAUGAAGAUUUCACGGGCGAAGAGUCUUUGCGAACGGUUGACAGAAAGCGCAAGACUCCUACGAGCGUAGAUUCCCGUCCUUCUACCCAACCUCGAAUUUCGACCAGUACCCCCUCCAGUACGACCCCCUCGACACCAUCAACACCUGUGUUGGGUGUCGAAAAAACUCGAAAGGCAUGCAUCGAACAAUUCUUUAAACUGUUCGGGCCUAUCUUCUCGAAAAAUUUGAAGCAAGAUGAGGAUGCUGCCAUGCGAUUUUCCGAGGCCGUCGAAUUAGAGCUAUACGAAAGUUUUGGCGAGCUUGAUGCCAAAAACCAAAAAGUGCCUCGACGGCAGUACAUGACCAAACUGAGGUCGUUGCUCUUCAACCUAAAAAACAAUCCUGCCUUUCUCAACAGUUUGAGUUCCUUGGAACUUUCCCCCAAGUUAAUCGUUUUCAUGUCCAACGAGGACUUGCAAACCCCAGAACAAAAAGCUUUAGCUGAGCAGGUUCGUCAACGCUCAUUACAUGACAGCGUCAAAACCCUGGAUCCCGUCCUUGAACCCACCACCUCACCCCAGGCAGAUGAACCUAUCAUCGGGAGCCUUCCCCCGUCAAAAGCUGCUGAAAAUCAUGUAGCUGUAGAUCAGCCACAGUCUGCCACCACCACAGAACAAACCCCAAUCGAAUUGAACCAAAGCCGGGAAAAUCCAUCGAGUCCCUCAGUUCCCCCACCAGCUCAGGUGCCUGUUUCCCAAUCUCUGGAGCAAAUUCCACUGCCAGAUCCACCCUCCGUCACCCAGCCGGAAACCAGUGCUGGUCCAGAUAAGCCAGUCGAAAGCUCCCAGUCAUCACCUUCCGCCGCCCCCUCUCAUCCAGAGAAUGCGACGACGAAAUGCAUCACUCCCUCCUUACUCAGCUCAUUCGACUUGGAGAAAGUAUUCGCAGCGAUCAGAUCUGUUCCGCCUCCUCAGAUAACUGUUUCAGGGAGUGAUAGUACAGCAACAAAGUCUCAAUCGGCUGGAGGUGAGGUCCAAAAAGAGGCCAAAGAAGGAGACUCGGAUGAUAGUAUGGACCUGGAAAAUACUCCAGAACGCGAGGUGGCGACAGGAGACGGUUCGGGAACGGUGAAAGCAGAGGUCAAAGAGAAAAACUUACCGGAUGAUUAUGAUCCAUUUGUUGUAGCCAAUGGGGUCGAUGCAGAUUUAGAGGCGAUUCUACAUGGCGAUCAACAACCAGGAACUCAGAAUCGACCGAAUGGAGAGCCCUCAUCGAUCAUCAAGGAAUCAGAAACUCAGUCAACUGGCAAUGCUCAAGCCAUGCCAAGUGUCUGGACGGGCAAUGUGAUGACUGUAGACGUUGGUGGAUUUGCAGCUUGUGCAGUCCAGGUUGGCGGGCGCCCAAUUGGUACGGAUGGACUUACAUGGAGUAAAUUAAUUCCAACUGACACGAUGGCUGUCGCUGGUAGACUACCAGUAAAAGAUUCCACGAACUAUCUUGUACAAAGUCACUUUGCACCUUCUCGAGAAUUGAUCCUCUUGGAAUUGAAGCCAAAUCUAAAUGGACCGCCUGAGCUACCCAGUCCGGAACGGGUCCUUCAACACCAGCAAAAUCUGAUAGAGUUCUUUACGAAAAAGGGGAGGCAUGCGGUAGUAGCGGUUAAUGAAAAGGCGAAGCAAGCCGUACGGGAUAUCUAUCUAGUACCCAUCUUGAGGCAAGAUCCUCUCCCAGAAUUUGUCCAACUCCUAGACGAUGUGAGUAUUCCCGAGUCCACACCCAGAGCGAGGGAUAUGAUGGUUGCGGUGAUGGUCUUGUCGAAAGGUGGGGCCCCUUCCGCCUGGAAGUCAGCACCCACCCUCAUGAAUCCCUCGACUAGCAGCAGCUCUGUGUCCGUGCCAACACCGAAUCACCAAGCUCAGGUACAAGUAGCUCCACCACUCACCAGUUCCGCGCAAAACUUGGUCGGCGCAGCACAGUCAUUGUCUUCUUCGGCAUCCAACCAUGGCCGGUCGCCUGCGCCGGUUAACUCCUCAUCCUACUCUUUGCCAGCUCGGCAACCUCCCAAUCCAUCGGCGCCCAUCGAUCCGAUUCCCCUGCUUCAAUCACUUAGCUCUAAAAUCUCAUCAGUCUCAUCCCAACUAGCAUUUCCCUUACUCUCCCAAAUAGCUCCAUCUGUCUCGACGACUACUCCCGGACCACCACCAGGCUUUGUGCCUUACGUCCAACCUCAACAGUCGAAACUACCCUCAGUUCCCUCAUCAUCAUCGACCCCUGCUCUGAAUGGUCUCGACCUAUCGAAGGUGGAUGUCAGUGCACUUCAGGCGCUCCUCUCGCACCAACAAGCAUUCAAGCCGAUCUUAAGCCAUCCCCAGCCGACCGCGAUCCAGCCGACCAACCUGCAUCUCGCCCCGGCCUCGGCAUCUACGAUCAACCAGCCCGUGCACCAUCCCAGUGUGGCCCCGGAGCCCCGGACAAAUACCGGACGACAUCCCGGUCUACCCGCGCCACCCCGGCCAGCCAAUCUACCCCUGAACCCACACUUUGCACACCAAGCUGCACCCUCAGUCUCCGACUCUUCUUCCUCCCCGCCGCCUUCCGUCCGACACCCUUCUUACCCACAGUCUCAACAACAACAACAACAACAGUCAUCAGGAUGGCCUACAUCAGAUCAUCAGCAUCAUCCAUCUUCUUCUUCUUCUCCUACUGCGGCUCUUAAACGCCCCGCCCCGUUCAUCCAUCCUUCCAGAGAAAAACAACACCGGAAAGGAUUGAUGCGGAUGGGCGACGUCAUCAGAUCGAGUCCUCCCGCCCCGCAUGAGGACCCCCGUCGCAGAACCUCCUCCUCCGCUUCCGCUUCUUCUCUUAACCAUCAUCAUCAUCCUCAUCAUCAUCCUGUUCCCCCCUCUUCUCCUAAUUCUGUCUUCCUUAAUCAUCAUCAUGGCCCUCCUCAGAAUCAUGGUCAUCCUCAGAAUCAUGCAUCUGGAAGAGGCUCUAAACGGCAUUCUAACGAGUUCGUCGCUCCUCCUAGAGACGGCGGUUGGGCCGGUAGAGGCAGAGGUCGCAAAUUGGCUUGAUUGGGGUUCGCCAACCACGCGGGGCUCAUGUUCCUUUUUCUUUUCUGGUUCUUCUCUUUAAUCUUUUUCCUUUUCUUUUCUAUUAAUGUCUGGUUAUCACUAUCUUAUCUUUUGGCCCUCUCUUUCAUUUUCAUUUGUUUCUUCCUCUCUUUCUUUCUCUCUCUGUUUGUCUGUCUCACUUCAACACUUUGGUUCAUACACCUUCACUUUCUCUCUCUAUAUCUUGCUUCUCUUGAUAUCAACUUACUCUCCUCUUUUUUUAGUUUGGGUUUUGAAUGGUGAUAGGAUCAAUGGAGUGAGGUUUUGGCUUGUUUUUUUUUUGGGGGGGGGGCUUUUUGGGCUUUGACUCAUUUUAAAUUGGUUUCUCUUGGGUUUCAUUUCAAUUUUUUGUCUGGGGUUUUUUGAUCCAGAAGAUGAAGAAGAACAAACACUUAUGUUCACUCAGUUAUAUAUAUUUAUACACAUUUUUUGUAGCUUGUUUUUUUUUUUUUUGGUGGGUGAUGUUUAGUUUACAUAUAUUUAAAAAAUCUCUGGUGAUUUGCUUGUUUGCUGUUCAUCAACAAUACAUCUUAUGUGAUGAAGUUUGUUAUAUUAACAAGUGCAUCAAUUCUAUAACAAACACUUCAUAAAUG